CGUGAUGACCUCAGCUCAACAUAAACAACAACGUUAGGUGUCGAAGCUAGGGACCGUUUAGUUUGUAACCGCUGACACUCAAAACAUGGCAAAGAAAGCGGAGGUCUCCACGAAUUAAUGGCUGUAAUAACGUGAAAUGCACCAGUUUCUAUGCUCCAUCCUUAGCUCUUGAUCUGUUUCCACCAUGUCGUCACGUGUGUUGCUGCGCCAGCAGCUGAUGCGAGAACAAGCUCAGGAACAGGAGAGACGUGAGGCCCAGCAGCAGGCCUCUGCCUCUCAGCUCCGAGCCUCUGACUCCACGCCAGCUAUCUCCGUCACUCUGCCACCGAAUGCUGCUCGUCCUCCACCAGCGCAGGUGCCUGUGGAGGUGCUAAAAGUGCAGACCCACUUAGAGAACCCCACCAAGUACCACAUCCAACAGGAACAGAGGAAACAAGUGAAGCAGUACCUCUCCACCACUUUGGGCAACAAGGCAGUCACUCAGUCUCUUGGCGUGUCCCCCGUGCACCAGUCCAGUUCAGCCCCUGAAGUCGGCCCUCCUGCCAGCAGCGCCCCCAAUAGUCCCAUGGCUCUACUUAACAUCGGAUCGAACAAGGAGGAAAUUGAUGACGUGAUCGACGACAUCAUCAGUCUCGAAUCCAGCUUCAACGACGACAUCAUUACCUUGAUCGAUUCAGGACUCCAGUUGCCCAGCACGCUCCCAGGAAAUCUGCUGGAUGUUUACCACAGCCCAGGAAUGGCAGCUCCUACUCUCACUGUCAGCAACUCCUGCCCUGCUGACCUUCCACAGAUUAAAAGGGAAAUUACUGAUGUCGAUACCAAAGCAUUUUUGAAAGAAAGGCAGAAGAAAGACAACCAUAACCUCAUUGAGCGGAGGCGAAGAUUCAACAUAAAUGACCGAAUAAAGGAGCUUGGUACUCUGAUCCCCAAGUCAAGUGACCCAGAGAUGCGUUGGAAUAAAGGCACCAUUCUGAAAGCUUCUGUAGACUACAUCAGGAAGUUACAGAAGGAACAGCAGAGAACCAAGGAUAUUGAAAUGCGCCAAAAGAAGUUAGAGCAGGCCAAUCAUAUUCUAAUGUUACGCAUCCAGGAACUUGAAAUGCAGGCACAGCACCACGGACUCCCAGCCUCCAAUAAUAUUCCACCUGGUCUGAGUUCCGACGUCUCCCUGCAGCAUCAGCAGGCAACUCCCCACAGCGGCCAGUCGUUCCCCACGAACACAGGAGCAGCCUCCACCCUGAACCUUUCCAGCCUGGGCGCCGUAGCACAGCCGUUGCCAGCCUCCUUCCUGUCUCCGCCCUCUUCAGACUCCCCCGCCGGAGUCACCAUCAGCAGUCCACUGGACCUCGGCAGCCUGAGCUUCGCCGAGCUGGAUGACCCCACCGCCUCAGCGCUCUACCCUGACGUCGGCCUCGGGGACAUUCUCAUGGACGACGGGUGCACCCUGUCACCCGAGAGGAUGGCCGAGCCGCUGUUUUCUCCUCUGUCACCAGGUGCCUCUAAAACCAGCAGCCGCAGAAGCAGCCUUGAAAUGGACGAGGACUUGUGAUGAGUUUCUAGUGGUCAGAGAUGUUCUGUAGGGACAAAGAAUGUCAGGAAGUGCAGUCUAUCCCUAAUAACUAAGGUCUAUUUAAAGGAUUGAACCUGAAAGUUCAAAGCUAUCAUGAAAACUAACUCAAUAUUGAAUCAGAAGAUUGGUUAUUGAAUAUUUUUUGCCAUAUUUACUAUUGUUCCCAUUUGGAACCGAUCACAUGAUUGUCUGAGUUUAUAAAUGCAAUCUUAUUAAAUGGAAUAUUGUAUAUUAGAGACAUGGACCUAUAGCAUUAAGAAAUGUAGAAUAGUUUUUAAGAUUAAUUCAGAGAUUUAAGAGGGAUGUCUUUUGUUUUUGUUUUUUUAACUCUUGCUAAAUUAAUUAUAGAUGUAAAUUAUAAUGAGAAAAGCUGUGAGGAUGUAUUAGCAUAGCAAACUUACUAAGAGAUGCCAACAUUCAGUAUCAUUUUAGUUUUUGGUUUUCUUCAGCUGACUGGAAUCAGGGUUCGUCGGUCACUCUUCCGCGUUGGUUCUCUCACCAGCAGCUACAGAAGGGAUCUUUAAGUGAAUUGGCACAUUGUGAGAUAUUUACUGCAUAUUGUAUAUAAGAGUAUUUUAUUUUGAGCAAUUUUAUUGCACCUUACCUUAAGGCAGUCUAUGCAUUUUAUGAGAGCUUUUUGUCUUGUUUUUUUUAGUACUACCCAGUGGACUGCUUCUAGCCCAGGUCGCAUGUUCUUGUGAUAAUAAAACCAUAAGCAGCUAGUUGGCCAAAGCAGGAAUUCUUCCAGAGUAGCUACAGAUCCGCUUUUUUUUUUUUAGUUCAUUUACUUAGUUGAACGCAUGAGUGUCUAAGAGAACAAUUUUACCAUUUUCCAACAGUACUGUAGUUCAAUAAAUCUUUUUUUUAUACCUGAUAGUUUGAUAAAAGCUUUUUCAUAACUAAUAUCUGUGUUGUCUUCUCCUUUUAACCUUCUGUGAUUACUGAGUGACUUUUACCAGUUGGCAUGUUUUACUCCGUUUGUUUUAUUUUGGAUGAUGGAAUAUAAUGUCUGAUCAUGCAUUAAUGCUCAAUGUAGUAUGGAUAUCAGAGGGCUCUGACUCUCUUUAAAAAAAAACCACUAGCUUCCCAUCCUCAGAACUGCUUAGAACAAUGGAUGACUGAGUGGAACCUGCAAGUCAACUCCACAGUAAAACAGGCACAAAAAUUCAGAAUUGUAUUUAAUUGCCUAACACUAUCUUGUAUGCGGUUAAUAAAUGUUUUUUGUUUCAAUUUUAGUCUUUCUGUCUGUCCAGCAGGCGGUUACAGCAACAGUCUGUUUGUAAAUCAAAUUUCAGAAUGAUCUUUGUGUCUUAGGGGUUCAUUCAAAACCUGGAGCUACUUCUACUGAAAGCUGCUCCACACCGAAGCACACUGCCUCUCCUUUCAUUGUCUCUGGUUGUUCCUGAACAGCAAUGACCCACCACACGUCCUGUCCUGGUAUAAGUGUGAGUGCUAGAAUUGACUGUCAAAGACAAACACGUGAGUCUUGUCCUGGUAAUUUGGCUUUCGUUAAGAGUUGAACAAAUAAACAACUUUUCUUCAA
Messenger RNA from Girardinichthys multiradiatus, 3113 nucleotides. RefSeq names its product transcription factor binding to IGHM enhancer 3b (gene tfe3b). Gene Ontology annotation, biological process: regulation of transcription by RNA polymerase II. Bases 185 to 1549 code for a protein of 454 amino acids. Gene Ontology annotation, cellular component: nucleus. Gene Ontology annotation, molecular function: protein dimerization activity; DNA-binding transcription factor activity, RNA polymerase II-specific; RNA polymerase II cis-regulatory region sequence-specific DNA binding. The record is from RefSeq and is a predicted model, not a curated record. The transcript is spliced from 9 exons. NCBI's taxonomy places the organism in Eukaryota, Metazoa, Chordata, Actinopteri, Cyprinodontiformes, Goodeidae.